This is a messenger RNA of Anolis sagrei ordinatus, 4560 nucleotides long. Its product is annotated as ovostatin-like. Gene Ontology annotation, molecular function: endopeptidase inhibitor activity. Gene Ontology annotation, cellular component: extracellular region. The record is from RefSeq and is a predicted model, not a curated record. Lineage: Eukaryota; Metazoa; Chordata; Lepidosauria; Squamata; Anolidae.
GAGAAAGCAAUACAGGAAUCUCCAGAAACCAAAGCAAAGACAUAAGAACCUAGAGAGUAAGGGAAAAGAAUGAUAGUAUGCAAAGUUCCUUCCUGACUCCAGCCUCUGGGUUUUUUUGUAAGGAAAAGAAUAGGGAGAAGAGGAGGGGCAAGUUGUCUAAAGCAGCUUAAAAGAGAAGCCACUGCUUGUUCUCUUUCACGGGUCCCACACCACUGCAAAGAUGGGCUCCUGGAUUUUUCUUCUGGCCCUAGUCUUUCAUUUAAGUACUGCAACACCUUCGCAGCCCCAAUAUGUCCUGAUCGCACCUGCAGUUGUGGAGAAUAGCAUUUCCAACGAGGCCUAUUUACAUCUCGAGAACAUCAAUGAGGCAUUAACUGUGAAUGUGACACUGGAGUACAACACAGAAAGCUAUCUUCUAUGGGAGGGCACUGUGACUGAACGCCACUUCUCCCAAUGUUUCAAUUUCACGGUUCCCUUGGCUACUUCUAGUGCACUAGCAUUUCUGCAUCUUUCUGCCAAAGGCCACUCAUUAAACAUCUAUGAAAGAAAGGCAGUAGCUGUACGGAACACAAGCUCAACUGUACUUGUUCAGACCGAUAAGCCCAUCUACAAACCUGGCCAGAAAGCACUAUUCAGAGUUGUUACGCUAGAUACAGAUUUCAGGCCAGUGAACAGCAAGUAUGCACUGAUAUAUAUCCAGGAUCCUCAAGGAAACCGUGUUGCUCAGUGGCUAAACCAGUCCCCUUCCCAUGGAAUUCUCCAACUUGAGUACCAGACCAUUCAGGACACAAGGCUAGGAACCUAUCAGUUUGUAGUAGAGAGUAAACCAGGUUCUAGCACUUAUCACUGGUUCAGCAUGGAGGAAUAUGUACUACCAACAUUUGAGGUGACUGUAAAAGCACCCCAGAGGGUCUCUGCUUUCGAUGAAGAAUUUGAAUUGGAAACUUGUGCUCGGUAUACCUAUGGCCAACCUGUCCAGGGAAAAGUCCAGCUUAGAGUGUGUAGACAACGCUAUUUCCACCCAAGAUGUGAUCGAGAUUCCAAUGGGAUUUGUGAGGCUGUUAGUGCAGAGCUGGGCAAAGAUGGAUGUGUUCGCGAAAUGAUCAGCACUAAAGCUUUCCACCUUUAUGCAAACCUGGGUGAUACUCGAUUUUUCUUUGUGUCACUUCACGCAGAAGUAGUUGUCACAGAGAAAGGAACAGGUGACCAGAUUUCCAAAUCUACUCACAUCUCUGUCUACCAAGCAAAAAAAACUGUAUCCUUUGAGAACGUAGAUCAACAUUAUAAAAGAGGACUUCCUUUUACUGGACAGCUGAAACUAAGAGAUGAGGAUGGCAUGCCACUUCCCAAUAGAGUUAUCUUUCUAGAAUUGGAAGGUGUGGUUAUAGCUAACUACACCACAGAUGAGAAUGGUGGUGCUUUGUUUUCUAUGGACACCUCUAACCUCUUUGAGCAUCGCUAUAAGUUGAGGGCAUAUCAUGAACCAGACCAGUGCACUGACUAUGGCUGGCUGGAAACAGACUAUCCAGAAGCCACUCACUACAUCCACCGCUUCUUCUCCCGGAGUGACAGUUUUGUGAAAAUAGAGCCCAUGUUGAAGGAACUGCCAUGUGACCAGAAAACGGCAAUCACUGUGCAUUAUAUCCUGAGCAAAGAUCAAUACAAGAAUGUGCAGACUAUCACAGUUUCCUUCCAUUAUAUUCUGAUGACCAAAGGGAAAAUUGUUGAUUGCGGUGUAAAGCCUGUGAGAAUUAUACCCGGGCAAUAUGGCACAUUCACCAUUAUAUUGAGCAUUGAUCAGAAGCUGGCUCCAAGGUCCCGGAUCCUUGUGUACUCCUUGCAACCCAAUGGUGACUUGGCUGCUGACAGCAGUUCUUUGGAAAUUGAAAAGUGUUUCAGAAAUAAGGUCAGCCUUCAGUUCUCUGAGAGAGAGACACUUCCAGCUUCCAACAUCAGCCUUUCACUCAAAGCUUCCAGCAAUUCCUUCUGUGCACUGAGAGCUGUGGAUAAGAGUGUGUUGCUUCUGAGGCCUGGAGAUGAUCUGUCUCCUGAGCAUGUGUACAACCGGAUGCCUUAUCUAGAACUUUUUGGAUAUUAUUACAUGGGUCUGAACCUUGAAGAUGACUCUAAAGAAUCAUGCAUUGAGCUAAAAGAUACUUUUUUUAAUGGCUUGUACUAUGUGCCUGUGAAUGUUACCAAUGAUGGGAGUGUCUAUGAUGUUUUUCAGAACAUGGGGCUCAAGGUUUUCACCAACUCCACACUACAGAAACCUAUUGUAUGCCAAAGUGACUACGAAUGCAAGAAAGCUUCCUCUGAUGGAGACCCUGAGGUUGGACUACUUGCUAAGGCUUCUGCUGAUUCUUUUGGUGGAAUGAUCGAGACAGUGAGAACCAACUUCCCUGAAACCUGGUUUUUCGAUAUAGUUUCAGUCGAUUCCAGUGGGAAUGCCGAUCUUUCAUACACUGUACCUGAUACCAUCACUGAAUGGGAAGCCAAUGUGUUUUGUCUGGAAGAAAAUGAUGGCUUUGGCAUGUCAAAGAAAGCCAGUCUGAUAGCAUCUCAGCCAUUCUUUGUUCGUCCGUCGCUGCCCUACUCCACUAUCCGAAAUGAAGUGUUCGUUCUUAAGGCUAAUGUCUUCAAUUACCGGAACCAGUGCAACGAGGUGACUGUGAUACUAAAAGAGUCUGAGGAUUACAGAGCAGAAUUUCUGUCAUCAGAGAGCAAUCCCACAAGGCUGUGUGCAAAUGAAACAAAAUCCUAUACCUGGAGAGUUAGCCCCCAGAAGCUGGGAACAGUGAAUAUUACCAUCACUGCAGAAGCCAAAGCAGGAGAGCUAACUGGAGGAUGGAGGGACACAGUCAUCCUUCCACUCUUGGUUGAGCCUGAAGGCAUCAAAAAGGAGGUGACACAGAGUUCGCUUCUCUGUACUAAAGGUACAACCAUCUCUGAGUCACUAACCUUGAAAUUGCCGGAAAAUCUGGUGGAUGGGUCAGGUAGAGCUAUAUUCUCUGUCCUUGGAGAUGUUAUGGGGACAGCCAUGCAGAACUCUGAAAAUCUUCUCCAGAUGCCCUAUGGGUGCGGGGAACAGAAUAUUGCCAUGUUCUUAUCAAACUACAUCAUCUUGAGGUAUCUGAACAACACGAAGCAGCUGACAGAUGAAAAAAGAUCCAGGAUUGUUGGGCACUUAACUAGUGGGUACCAGAGGCAACUGAAUUUCAGAAACUAUGAUGGAUCCUUUGGGACUUUUGGUAGCAAGAAAGUAGAAGGAAAUCUUUGGCUCACCGCUAUGGUCUACAAAGCAUUAGCACAAAGCAAGUCUGCUAUAUUUGUAGAUGACAACGUCUUGAGCCAAGCACUCAUAUGGAUUGCAAGCAAACAGGAGGCAGAUGGCUGCUUCCAGCCACAAGGGAAAAUCUACAACAAUGCCUUACAGGAUGGAGCAGAUGAGAGAACUAUAGUCACCGCUUAUGUCACUGCUUCACUAUUGGAAAGUGGACUUCCCCAGUCGGAUCCUGUGGUGCGGAGCGGUCUCUCCUGCUUGGCUGCUCUUUCUGACAGGGAUUCUGAACAUCUCUAUGUCAAUGCUCUAUUGGCCCAUACCUACAGCUUAGCUGGUGACAUGGAAAAAGUGAACCGUAUCUUUAAUGUCCUGAUGACAUCUGCUACUAGAACUGGGGGACUGGUGUACUGGGAAAGGGAGAAGAGGCCCCCACCACAACUGUUUCCUUCCUUCUAUCCUCGUGCCCAGUCUGCCGAGGUUGAGAUCAACAGUUAUUGCCUAACAGCUUAUCUCAAGCAAGAAAACCUCUCCCAGGAGAACAUGACUUUUGCCUCGGGGAUUGCACAUUGGAUUGUCAGGCAACAGAACUUCAAUGGAGGCUUCUCCUCCAGUCAGGACACUCCUGUGGCACUCCAAGCUUUAUCUGGAUAUGGGACCCUUACUCACCAAAAAGAUGCUGCCAACACAGUAGACAUCAGCUCUGGGGAAUCUUUCAAGAAGCAGUUUGUGGUGAAUGGAGACAACAGUGUUCUGCUUCAGCAGGUUGCUCUGCCCAGUGCAGAAGGAAGUUACAGUGUGAAAGUAGAUGGUUCUGGAUGUGUCUACACACAGACAACUUUGAGGUACAACGUCAUCCUUCCCAAAGAGACCUCUGGGUUUGCUCUCUCAGUAGAGACAAGAAAUGCUUCCUGUACAGGCGACUUCCUACCCAAAUUUGCUAUCGUUGUGACAGCCAGUUACACUGGCGGGCGCAACACAUCCAACAUGGCCAUUGUUGAUUUGAAGAUGCUAUCUGGUUUUGUCCCUGUCCAAUCAUCGCUCCAGGAGCUCCAAAACAAAAUGAUGCGUGUGGAAACCAGGAAUGACCACAUCUUUUGUUAUCUGGAAGAUGUAUCAGCAGAGAAAAUUACUUUUGCAUUAAUUGUAGAGCAAGUCCAUUCUGUGUCCAACAUCAAACCAGCUCAAGUUAAAAUCUACGAUUAUUAUGAAACAGAUGAGUUUGCCCAGGCUGAAUAUACUUCACCUUGCCAGCAAGACUGAAUCUGAAAGCCAAGAGAAAG